UAUCGAUGUCUAAAUCAGUUUUUUUCCAGCUCUAGUUGUGUAGAUAUCCGCCAUCCAGCAAUUGUGGAAAAUAACAUAUAAAGAUGUUUAUGCUGUCAACCAGGGUACAUGCGAUGCGUAAUAGCCGUUUAUUCGUUGGAUUUUGCAAUGGUAAAAUUUCGCUUGCUGUUCAACCCUUUCACUUGAGUGUCAUACUGAAAAACUAUAAGGACGCGGCAACAAUUCCUCUGCCUAUUAAUGUGGAUGCUGCUGAGGCAACGCGGUCCUCCCCCCAGCGAUCGCGUGACAUCUCGUCCACAGUGAUUCCGACGAAGGCGUCAAUAUCAAACAUUGACAUCACCGUUGAUAACAGUUUUAAUGCAGUUCUAAUUAGCCCAAGUAUUUGCCAAGAGCGUCAUACACAAUCCUAUGAUUGUUUUGGAUUGAUUAGUCUUAACUCGGCGAUGCAAAGCAAUGUACCAAAGCCGUUCGGAGGAUUCAACAAGUAUUCACAUCUAAAUAUGCCCGGCGGUCAGUGGUCCCAGGAAUAUAAGUUUCUAGCACAAAACAUGCAUUACUCUCACUACAGCAGUCUUCGCAACAUGUUACGAGAAGAUUGGGCGAACCACGAUAAGUGUAUAGCCUUAAAAAGCAAUAAACGAGGUUCUUCCUUUAUGCUGCGGAACUAUAGCUCACAAACGACGCCUUCGAGGUCUUCCGAAACAUCUCAAACCUUAAAAAAGUCGGUUUCGACAGGCACAUCUGAAGAUGUGAGACUGGGUGAAAAACGUAAACUUAAACAAGCGAUUAAGGAAUAUGGAGCGGUAAUUGUUGUCUUCCAUGUAGGGAUUUCAUUAAUUUCGCUCUGUGGUUUCUAUGCACUUGUAUAUAGUGGAAUAAACUUUGUACCUGUUCUGGAAUUUCUUGAAAUCUCGUCACAAUCGAUUAAGGAAAAAGUGGCCACAGGAAGCACGUUCAUUAUAGCAUAUGCCGUACACAAAGUCUUUGCCCCCGCUAGAAUUAGUAUUACAUUAGGUUCUGUACCGUUUCUUAUACGCUAUCUAAGAUCUAAGGGAUUCCAAAUCCCAGGGACUAAACACAAUUAACUUCUGUUUCUGUCAUCUGCGAUCCCAUGUAAACUACAUUUUUAAUAUUUCGAUUAACCAAAUAAAGUUCAAUAUGUACAUUUUUA
Drosophila eugracilis is the source of this 1171-nucleotide messenger RNA. Its product is annotated as protein FAM210B, mitochondrial. Gene Ontology annotation, cellular component: mitochondrion. The coding region runs from base 84 to 1085 and encodes 333 amino acids. The transcript has 5 exons. The record is from RefSeq and is a predicted model, not a curated record. Lineage: Eukaryota; Metazoa; Arthropoda; Insecta; Diptera; Drosophilidae.